Molecule: messenger RNA, 2209 nt
Organism: Ornithodoros turicata
Lineage: Eukaryota; Metazoa; Arthropoda; Arachnida; Ixodida; Argasidae
Product: kelch-like protein 10
Exons: 8
Coding region: 160-1983 (607 amino acids)
Molecular function (GO): protein binding
Source: RefSeq, a predicted model, not a curated record
CAUGCAAGAAAGACAAGGGCAACCAACGAGCACGCGGUGGACAAUCGGGUGUGGACGCUCACGCAGCGUUCCGAAGGAAAGGCUGCGGCGGCAAAGGGCAGGCAGCGGCUGGGCCGGUCCCGUGAGCCCACCCAGCGAUCCAGGCGGGGCGAACCCAGCAUGGGCGGCCCCGAUGCCGAGCAGAUCCUCAGCCAGGAAGUCCUGCAGCGCCUCUGGGACAUGAGGGUUCCUCGGCUUCUGUGCGACGGCAUCAUCAAAACCAGUGACGGAGGAGACUUUCCCGUUCAUAGAUUUAUCAUGACCAGCUGCAGCGAAUAUUUUCGGGCCCUGUUUGCGAGCAUGCUGCACGGACGUCCCAGGGCAGACGUGGUCGUCCCUGGGGUAUCAAAAGCCACUAUGGCCAUUAUUGUGGAGUUCGCCUACAAGCGAGUCACCUGGGUGGGCUGUGACAACGUGGAGAGCCUUCUGGAGGCAGCGGACUACCUCUGCGUCGUGGGCAUGAUCAAGGACUGCUGCGACUUCCUCGUUUCCAUCAUGGCACCCGAAAAUUGCAUCUCCAUACACAACGUCGCUAAGCUCUACAACUGUUUCUCCCUGGCAGACAAGGCGUACAAUUACCUGAUGCGCAAUUUUAUCGAGGUCUCGAAGAAAAGCGAGGAACUACUCAGCCUGGACAUCGACGAAGUGGAAGCGAUCUUCUCGGAUGAAAACCUCAACGUCAUAAAGGAGGAGACUGUAUGGAAGGCAGUAACGCGCUGGAUCGACUACGACCCCAUCAACCGACAGCAGCACAUCAUUCGCCUGUUGCGCUGUGUCCGCACUGGUCUUGUCGACACGAACUUCUUCGUGGAGAAAAUUAAGGCUCAUAAAUAUGUACAAGACAAUGAGACAUGCAGGCCACUGGUCAUCGACACAUUAAGGUUCCUGUACGACCUGGACGUUGUAGUACAUAAUGACGAAGUGCCUACCCCCGUGUUUGCAAGACCGAGGAUCCCCCACGAAAUGAUGUUUGUCAUCGGAGGCUGGAUGUCUGGGGGUCCUACCGCCUUCAUCGAAAGCUACGAUACUAAAGCGGACCGCUGGAUCAGGGUAGACUGCAUCGACCCCGAGGGUCCGCGGGCGUACCACAAAUGCGUUGCCAUCAAUACAGACAUCUACGUCAUUGGAGGCUUCAAUGGUGAAGAUUACUUCAGCAGCGUGCGCUGUUUCAACGCGGCUACAAAGCAGUGGAGAUCUGUGACCCCCAUGCACGUAAAGAGAUGCUACGUGAGCGUUGCAAUGCUGAACGACGUCAUCUAUGCCAUGGGAGGUUACGACGGGAGGCACCGUCUCAACACAGCUGAGAAAUUCGACUACAGAACAAAUCAGUGGACCAUGAUAGCACCGAUGAACAUGCAAAGAAGCGACGCGUGUGCCACGACCCACGACGGCUACGUGUACGUGACUGGAGGAUUCAGCGGGAACGAAUGCCUCAGCUCUGCGGAACGCUACGAUCCCACGGUGGACCAGUGGUGCACGAUAGCGCCCAUGAGAUUCCGUCGCAGUGGCGUUGGCUGCAUUGGCUUCAAGAGCUUCGUCUACGCAAUCGGGGGCUUCAAUGGCACUUCACGGCUAUGCUCUGCCGAGAAGUAUAACCCGGAGAACAACAGCUGGACCACACUCCCCAAUAUGUACACACCACGAAGUAAUUUCUCUGUGGCUAUAAUCGACAACCUGGUAUUCGCCAUCGGUGGAUUCAACGGUGAGAGUACCACAAAUCUGGUCGAAUGCUACGACCCCACGACGGACCAGUGGUACGAGGCUACGGACAUGAACGAAUCUCGUUCCGCUCUGGCUGCCUGCGUCAUCGGUGGCCUGCCGAACAUUCGGGACUACAUUCACUUGCGGAGGGACAACCUGAUGGAGGAGAAGCGGCAGAAGAUGCUCGAUAUUUUGCGCUUACGCUCAAGACAGACAAACAGAGACACUGACAGGGUGAACUAAGUUCAAGCCGUCGGUGUAGUGUUUGCACGUAAGAGCAUGCUAAGCUUAUUUGGAGAUGGUGCACCUGUGAGAGUGAUCUGAUAGGUUAUCAGAAUACCAAUACAUGAUAGCCAGUGGAAACUAACAGCGGCCCGAGUUUCGCACUAAGGUCAAAAUUGAGGCUGAAGGUGACUGUAGAGGAUAAUGCAAAGAAAUAAAAUAUAAUGGAUGCAGGUGAUGAAAACUA